This is a messenger RNA of Punica granatum (pomegranate), 1166 nucleotides long. The record is from RefSeq and is a predicted model, not a curated record. NCBI's taxonomy places the organism in Eukaryota, Viridiplantae, Streptophyta, Magnoliopsida, Myrtales, Lythraceae.
AAAAAGAAAGAGGGCUUCUUACCCUAAUUCACAAAAUAAAUAAAUACGUGUGUCGCUCUUCCAAAACUUAAUCUAUAUAUAUUUGUAUGUAGAGCCAGGUGAGUAAAUCCCCAGUCACAGCAAAAAUCCAACACACACCAAAGAUUACAUUGUGCCCUUCACGCCCUUGCGAAAUUCUCUCAACUAAUUUUUCAAGAGUAAUGCACAAAGAAAGCCUUAUGUCUGACUCGGAAUUCGCUCUGCUAGAGUCGAUCCGCCACUAUCUCUUUAGCGAUGACCACGACACCAACUGGGGAACCAUCCCAGAAUUUUUCAAGGAUGAACUCUGCUGGGAAUCGCCAAGCAUCGCUAAUAAUCAUUUUCCAUCUGAUGAUAGCAUAUCAUCUCCGGCGUCAAAUGAGGAAGAGAAUGGAGGAUCUUUUGGUGCAGUCGGCGAUGACAUUAUUGUUGACUUCCCAUUGGUGGAUUCGAGCUCACCAGACGACUGCCAGGCGGGAGCGGAUUGUGUUGCAAUGGUGAAUGAUCAGGUAAAUUAUUAUGUGCCAGUGCCGAGGGCGACGCAGUACAGAGGGGUGAGGAGAAGGCCGUGGGGGAAGUAUGCGGCAGAGAUCCGGGAUCCAAAGAGGAAUGGGGCAAGAAGGUGGCUUGGGACCUAUGAGACACCCGAGGAUGCUGCGCUGGCCUAUGACCGAGCUGCCUUCAAGAUGCGCGGCUCCAAGGCUCGGCUCAACUUCCCCCACCUUAUUGGCUGCGAUGGUGUUGAGCCUGUCAGAGUUAACCCGAAGCGCCGGCGGGUGUUCAAGAAUCCUUCGGGCAAUGACUGCUCUCAAGCUCCACCGGAGGACCUUAUGGGUUGUUAAGUGGGGAUUUUCAGGGAGUUGUAGUCCUAGUUGUCUAAAAAUGUGAAUUCUUCUUCCAUCUUCUUCCUCCUGUUCUUCUCCGCCUCCUCUUCAUCUUGCUUAGAGUAACAUGGACUCAAUGUGUCAUUGGUGUCAACAGAAAGGGGGGAGUUUGCAGACUAUUCUUGGAUAACGUUGCCGGGCAUAGUGCCAUUUAUUUGAGCUUAUGUACCGAUUCAUCCAGUCUUCAUGUUUUCAUCUGGAAAAACAUGAAGAAUUCUUCCGGCUUUUCACUUGAAGCCAAUUGCGAAUAUUAUAUUUGCACCA